Fomitiporia mediterranea MF3/22 is the source of this 1578-nucleotide messenger RNA. RefSeq names its product alpha/beta-hydrolase. The transcript is spliced from 5 exons. Lineage: Eukaryota; Fungi; Basidiomycota; Agaricomycetes; Hymenochaetales; Hymenochaetaceae. The record is from RefSeq and is a predicted model, not a curated record. Bases 1 to 1578 code for a protein of 525 amino acids.
AUGGGGGAGAUAUUCAUCCCUCCCUCUACUCCCGCUGACACUCAGCCCCGAUCACUUCCCCAUGUGGCGUCUUCGCGGUCUCAGAAUGCAGACGCGAAGUUAACGUUAACGGCACCAACUACUCCAAAGACGACUCCGUUGAUCAUGGUGGAAGGGUUCUUAUCCGCUACCGGAUCAAUCGGUUGGUCGCCCUUACGGAAGUACCUUGCGGGGUUUGAGGGGAUGCUUGGGGAGAGGGAGGUUAUGAUUGCUAGCGUUGGACCUGUUAGCUCUUUACAUGACCGAGCUUGUGAGCUUUACUACACUAUCAAGGGCGGAACAGUCGACUACGGAGAGGAACACGCGAGGCAGAACGGGCAUAAACGAUUUGGUCGUCACCAUUUAACAGGAUUGUACCCGACCUGGUCACUGUUUAACCCGUUGCAUUUUCUUGGACAUUCAAUCGGUGGAACGACUAUUAUGAAACUGCAAUACCUUCUUUCUAUCGGUUUCUUUGGUAGUGAGGGACAUCCGGAUAUGAUUCUUUCAGUAACUACAGUAUCAGCUCCUUUCAGAGGAACACAACUCGUCUACAGCCUCGGCGAACGCAAAGACAGUGCUCCCGCCGUCCGCCCCUUCUCCGUCGGCUCAGCAAUCGCAAAGGCAGUACACGUCCUCUCCUAUUUUUCCCCUCUCCUCCCCAAGUCAAUCGACUUGCACUCCGACAGUCGCGCACUAUCAUACCACGAAUCCAGUUUCAAAGAGUUUCUUCAUCAUUUAUGGAGGAGCGAUUGGGCCGAAGGACGGGACGCCACGCCAUUCGACUGUACCUUCGAUGCAGCCGACGAACGAGAUGCAACAGACAAGGAGGGCGUUUGUAAUCCACGGACUUAUUAUACAAGCUUCACAGCUUUAUUCGUAAGUCGGGAGAAGCUCCUCUGCACAAUUAAAGAAGACACUCAUGCAAUUCUUACAUUAUUUUCACUAAACAAAUACUCACAGACAAAGCGAAUUUCCUCAGACGGCCCAAAGCACUCUCCACAUCUGUCCAACAUCCUAUUUCCGCCGCUCUACCUCGGCGCACGGGCAAUCGGGACAUUCGAUUUCUCAGCACUAAAACCUCCACCUUCUUUCCUUCGCGCUCGAGUCCCUCAACUCAAUUCUCUUUCUCCCAUCCCUCUUUCGAUGUCUUCGAAAUCACAAUUACCAUCACGAAUUGCGAUCUCCCGAGUCCGAAUUUCCCCGAAACCUGAUGUCGAGGAAGCAGCCAAGACACAGCAAAACUUAAUCGACGGGACAGGGUUGAGUGAGCACUACUGGGCAAACGACGGCGUCGUACCCGUAUUUUCCCAAUGGCACCCCCGCGAAUGCACAGCUACCAAAUGCAUACACCACGAGGCAUCCCUGUCUCCUCGGACACAACGAUCUUCUCGAAAAAGCAUAGAACCGGGAAUCUGGAACGUUUACACAUUAGAGAACACGCAUCAUCUUUCUAUUCUCCCUUUAUGGAUUGGGUCUUCUCAUCAAAGGGACUUUUGGUCGGAUUUGGGGAACUUGUUGCAUGAUAUAGAGAGUGACACUCGACGCCUGUAUAAUUAA